AUGGGCGGUAUUUCGCCGGGUGAAAGCGCGAAACAGGUUGGCUUUUUUUAUUUUAUAAUUUCAAACGAAAAUUAUUUUUAGCACCGCGAAAGGCUUCCUGAGUUGAUUGAACAAUGUUUCAAAGGAGCUUCGAUAUCUCGUGAUCAAAUAUCGGCGAUAGCCGUGACAACACGACCAGGGCUCGUUAUAGCUCUGAAGGAAGGAAUUAGAAGUGCUAUUGGGUUGGCGAGGUAAACUCUUAAUGAUGAUUGGCCUGAAAUUGCUGUGAAAUCCUCCGUUGGUUUUAAGAAAAGCUACUGGUUUUGAAAGCCACGAUAAAAAAGGAGGAACUUAAAAACAGUCUUUUCAAGCCUCUAUAGUUUUUUUGUUAUGUGGGCCUUUUAUUGGUGAGAUUUUCGGAUCGAAAAACCUCAGAAAAAAAUUUUAUUUGAAAAAGGCAAUAUCAUUUAAACGAAAUUUUCAUUUGUGUUUGACAUUCAUCAACAAAAAAAUACUGUCGAAAAAAAUUUUCUGAAAAAAUAUGAGCUUGUAUCUUUUUUCGAAAUUUUUUUUUUCAGAGAACUCCAAAAAGCCACUCAUUCCCGUUCAUCACAUGCGAGCCCACGCUCUUUCCGCGUUUCUUUCAACGGAAAAUCUUCAAUUUCCGUUUCUAACCUUACUUAUUUCUGGUGGUCAUGCCCUAAUUUGCCUCGUCAAGUCUCCCGAAGAAUUUUCCAUUUAUGGUUCGUUUUAGCGAUUUUUAUCAUUUUGUUAGCUGAUAUAGCCCGUUCCGCGCCAGCUUGUCACGUUUUUCUUUCCGCCAAAAAUACCGAAUACCAAAAUACAUUAAAAUUGAGCAUCUUCGGUUCAAGGCCUUUUUGCUUUCUUUUUAGCAGUUUAUAGCGCAAAAGUUUGUAAUUACAGUAACUUUUUUUUUUGUUUUUCAAAAGGUGACCGUCUCGCACGGAAAGCACUAAAGUUGUCCUCCCAACUUAUAGUUUCUCAAACAAAAACAGAUGCAAUUUUACUGUUCCUUCGAAUCAUCAAAAAGGUUAAUUUUUCCGUUUCCAGUCAAUCUUGGAUCGUUCAAAGUUUGUAACGAAUUGAAAUUGUCAUUCGGAGGGAAAAUUUUAUUGAUUUUUCUAAGUUUUUUUCUUCGAUUCAAAAUCGAAAAUGCGGUUGGUUUUUGAUUAUUUUCAAGAAAGUCCAAAUUAAUCUUAUAUGAAAGUUCAAGCAUCAGCGAAAGGAGCAGAUAUGAAUUUUACGUGGAAAUUGAAAAAUUUCGACUUUUCAGCACAUAAUUCAAACGCACCAGAAGGUCUGUUAGCAAUAAAGUUGGUUUUCAAUGAAAAUUUUUAGCUAGAUUUUCAAAAUCAAUUUUUUUUGGCAUCAUUUUUUUAAUAAGCUACCAAUUUUUUUAUCGAAAAAAAAAACCCUAGAGUUUGAAUUAUUUCAUUGGGAAUAUGUUCGAAAUGAGCUAAUCCGCCAAUUCAUCUUACUUUUUUCUGUCUUCAUCUUCAUUUUCUUGCCGAUUUCCAGGCCAAAGCGUUUCGGGAAGUCCUGGCGAAUGUAUGGACAAAAUCGCCCGGGAACUUCAUGUCCAGCAAAUCCCCGAAUUCAAAAAUAUCCAUCCCGGCGCCGCUGUUGAAAUCCUUGCAAGUAGGUGGGUUUUCGGAUUUUCAAAGGAAAUUUCAAUUUUUUUUCGAAGUUUGUGACUCGAACUUUGUUCAAAAUCUUAUCCGUGUUGUUUCAAAUUUUUUCAGGGCUCUUCAAAUUGAAAAAAAAAAUUCAGGAGAGUGUUCCUUUUCAUCAAUCAAAAAAAGAGAUUUCAGGAUCAAUUUUUUUAGUUUUACAGUUUUCAUUCAUGAGAGCUAUGAAGAGUAUAGAUUUUUGAGUAAUCUUUAAUAUUUCCCGACCCCAGAUUUUCUGAUUUAAAAAAAUUUAUUUUUCUUACUACGGAGAAAAAAAUAAUCUCCAUGCUUCGAUACGGCUAUUUUUUUGAAUAAUUUUUUUCUAUUUUUUUCAUAGCAAAUAACAUUUUUUUGUAAACUUGCGCUUCUCCAGAGCAAUCUGAUAAUUAAAAAAAUUUCACGAAUUUCGCUUUUUCAGUCGAGUUCAAAUUUGGAACUCUGCCAUAAGCUUUGAAAAAAUAAGGGUUUCGGCUUUUUUCCAAGCGUUAAAAGUCGACUAAAAAUCAACUGUUCGGAAUUUUAUUUUUUAGUAUACCAGAGAAAAUCUCGAAAAAGCUUAUCAACUUCUCGAGAAAUAAAAGAAACUUCUGAGAAAAUAGUGAUAUUGAAGCACGUACAACCACCUCCUUCGCUAGAAAUAAAGUUCAAAAAACUGAAAAAAAAGACGUUCGAUUUGACGGAAAGUAUUUAAAACACUCGUAAUAUAUACGUUUCAAAGCUUGUAUAAAGUAAAAACUAUGAUACCAAAGACUUAUUGCCACAAUCUUUAUGGGUUUAAAAAGGUGAAUUCAUCCGAUUUUUUUUAAUUCUAUCAACAUGGUUGAGCAGAAUGGGAGAGGCUUGAUGGAGACUCUAAAGUACCUCCGAGAUGGUUCAGAUAGAGCUAAAAGGUAGGCUGGGGGUCUCACGAUGGACACAUUAUGGGCCCUUCACGACCCAUUUUGAAAGGUACCUUUGUGGACACAUUAUGGUAUCCUCUCGAUUCGUCUGUGAAGAAAACGCAACAUUUGUCACAGAAUCUUCAUUCGAAGUUAUGAAAAAUCAAAAAGUUUGGAAGAAAAGUUCGAUGCUUUUUUCAGGAUAAAGUUCUGUAAAUUUCAAUGUAAAAUUUUUGAUUGAACGGGAGAAAACGAGUUCAGAAGCUCCCAGGAAGGCCAUUCUCGUUACCCUAUCGCAAUGCCCAACACCGUCGGAGCCGACAUGAACUUCUCCCAAAUCAAAUCCCCCUACCUGAACAUGGCCCGAGCCGAGAUGCUCCGCUCCUACUUUUCCUUGGAGGAUUUUGCAGCCAGUUUGCAGGUUUUUUGAAUUUUUAUAACUACUAAAAAAUUCAGAAAAGUUUUUUUUUCCUCGAUAUUGUUAUUUGAGCGGAUGAAACAGUGAAUUGAAAUUUUUUCUUCUUUCAAACGCACUGUAAUCUGAGGAAUUUUAGUGGCCACUUAAGCGGUUGAAAAUUAGCGGCCACUAUAGAGGUUUAAGUGCUACUACUACUAGACCACUAAAAAUUUUAGUGGCCACUUUAGGGGUCAAUGGAUCAACAUAACUGGUCCAAUGUGUUUGUUUUAAAAUUAUCAGAGUUACUGGAAGGAAUACUGGGUAAAAAACUUCUGAAGUGGCCCCAAAAUAGAGAACCUGUAUAGUGGCCACUAAAACGGAAAAUAGUGACCACUAUAGGGGUGGGUUUAGUGGCCAUUUUAGUGUCCUCACCAAGUAGUCCUGCAAGCCUCUAUAGUGGCCACUAAAAAUUUCCCCGGUAACGUUUCAAAAUCAUUAAGUUUCAGAUUAUAACUGGUAAUAUUUUCAGAGAAUUUCAAGCUUUUUCUAACUGAAAACCAUUUUUUCAAUGGUUAUUUUUCAUAAUUCGAUAUCUUUAAAAAAAGGAGAAGCUUAUUUAUUUUUCUAGCACACGGUGACCAAGCACAUUGCGGGCAAGGUUCAUUCCGUUUUGGAAUGGCUCAAAAUUGAAGAAAGGCCGGUGAAACACUUGGUGAUCAGUGGUGGAGUUGGCGCGAAUCGCUACAUUUCUAACGGUUUUUCCUGGCUCCUAUGAAAAAAAAGAAGAUUUUUGAGGCGUUUCGAAGGUCGCUGCGUUUUAUGGCGUCGAAACCGUGGCUGUACCUCCGAAUUUGUGUACGGAUAAUGCCGAAAUGAUCGCCUAUACGGGCAUUUUGAUGAUGGAGAGAAGGUGAAUUUUUGGAAUGAGUAGGGUUAAAGUUUAGUUUUGGUCGUAGAAUCGAAGAAAAUUAGGUUUUUUGGCUAAGAAUCUAAAGGCUUUAUGAUGAAAAUAAAAUCAGUUUUUUUGUGAAAAAAAUUAUAAAAAAAUAAAUCGAUACUGGUUGAAAGUUGAGUAAAAAGGGUUUUGAAAAAAAAGUUCCAAAAAAAUUUUUUUUUAUCUUUAAAAAAAUGAGAAAAAAAAUUUGAAAAUUCCAAGGCUAACUUCAUAUUUUACGGGCAGGAAAAAAAGGUUAAAUUAAAAUGAAAAAAAAUUAAAAAGAGGCAAUUUUCUGUUGGAUAAUCAAGGUAGAAUGCCUUUUGUGAUAUAGAUGGGAAUUUUCGAGUAGAUUCCUGUGUUUUUUUUUAUGAAAGUAACGGAUAUUCUCUAUGAAUUUUUGAAAAAGCUGGACUUCUUUAUCCAGGAAUAAUGAAUUCGUUGGAAAAAUUGGAAUUUGUUAACUGAGCUAACCUUUUUUUUUAACAAAUCAAGUUGAGUUACCGAGUUUUUUUUGAUUUCAAGGGAAACAAGUUUGAAGGAAAAAAGGUGAAGCAUAGAACCAUUUGAAGUCGAUAAAACUUGCUUUCCAAGCACAUUCAACCAUUUUUUCAGCUCACCGGACAUAAUUCCCUGGAAAAAGCUGCCCGACAUGAUCUUUGCGCACGCGAGGCAGGAUAUUGGGCCGGAUGAACGGAGCCGAGUUCCGAAGCGGCCGGUGAACCGCCUCGCCAUGAAAACCGUCCAUGGAAACGAACCUGUUAGAUUCUUCGACAAGGAAUUCUUCAGAGCGCAGGCCAAAAUAGCUGAAUAG
Molecule: messenger RNA, 4693 nt
Organism: Caenorhabditis auriculariae
Lineage: Eukaryota; Metazoa; Nematoda; Chromadorea; Rhabditida; Rhabditidae
Source: the annotation of a GenBank genome assembly